GCGGUAUCGAAAAUACAUGGAGUGGUACCGGCCCCACUUACAUCUCUCGGUGACUAAAGCUUGGUGCCCCGCGCUCUGCCCCUCCGAAGUUUCCUGCACCUACAUUGACUUUGAGAUUGACAAUCCGACAAAAGAACAACCACUAGCAUCACCAAAUCCAUGAGCAAAAGACCAGCGUCCAGCGAGACCUCUGACCUCUCAACCACCUCGAAACGUCCCAAACCCCCUUCCAACAUCACCAUGUCCCUCGAGCGCAUCCCCCUCGAACAUAUUCCCCCAAACUACAGGGUAUACGGAGCUCUGUUUCGCGACGUAUCCAACGCUUCCUUUCUCCAAACUCAGCUGAUUUCCCGCAACCCCGAAUUUGAAUAUGCCUUUAUCGAUGCUUCUACCAUUGUCUCGCGCGUCCAUCUCCUCGCAGCUGUCUGGAACGCAGUCUAUAGCUCGGUGGAAGGAAACUUGAGGACGCCAAAUGUGCACUCCGAAGUGGUGGCUUCCCUGAAUAUCAACAACAAUAUUGCCGACGGGUACAGACGAUGGGGUAUAACGUCUGACAAGACCAAGGACUUGGUCGUGGUCAAGAUUCUCUCCUCGCCCGAACCGCUACCACAGGCCGAGCAAGAAAAUGAAGCCGAGGAAGUCUUGUCACAUCUAACAUCGCAGAUAGAGGGACGACUAGUAAGAUUAACAGACCAGGAGAUCGCAGAAGUCACGGACUGGCAAAAAGUCAGGAAAUACUACAAGCUGAACGGAGUUCCAGUCUUGGACCAGACAAAAGAUGAGGCGGUAAAAAGGAAAAAGAUGGAGAGCAUGGCCAUCAUGGGCAUGGCGCUGAGGGGACUGUAGGAAAAAGA
Messenger RNA from Podospora pseudopauciseta, 854 nucleotides. RefSeq lists its product as uncharacterized. Gene Ontology annotation, biological process: tRNA threonylcarbamoyladenosine modification. The coding region runs from base 160 to 846 and encodes 228 amino acids. The transcript is spliced from 2 exons. The record is from RefSeq and is a predicted model, not a curated record. Lineage: Eukaryota; Fungi; Ascomycota; Sordariomycetes; Sordariales; Podosporaceae. Gene Ontology annotation, cellular component: cytosol; nucleus; EKC/KEOPS complex.